AAGCCGCGUUGUUUACAUUUUCCAAGAUGGCGGCGGGGAUGUACCUUGAGCAUUAUUUGGACAGCAUAGAAAACCUGCCUUUCGAGCUGCAGAGGAACUUCAAUCUGAUGCGGGACUUGGAUCAACGCACUGAGGAUCUGAAAGGACAGAUAGAUUCUCUGGCUAAAGAAUACACAGCAAAUGCUCGGACUCUCUCCUCUGAACAAAAGCUGUCCAUCCUGAGGCAGAUUCAGCAGUCAUACAGUAAAUGCAAGGAGUUUGGAGAUGACAAAGUGCAACUUGCUAUGCAGACCUAUGAAAUGGUCGACAAACAUAUCAGGCGUCUGGACACGGACCUUGCUCGGUUCGAGGCUGACCUGAAGGAAAAGCAGAUCGAGAGCACAGACUAUGAUUCCACCUCCAGUAAGGGGAAGAAAGGCGACUCCAGACAAAAGGAAAAGAAGACGGCUAAAACGAGGUCUAAAGUGAAGAGUUCGGAUGAGGAUGGGAGUCCUAAGAGUGCUCAGAAGAAAGUCAAACUCCUUCAGCCAGGAGAAUUCAACAGCCCCACUUCCAACUUUGGGAAUGUGCACCCAUCCGAUGUUCUGGACAUGCCUGUGGACCCCAACGAGCCCACCUACUGUCUGUGUCAUCAAGUCUCUUAUGGCGAAAUGAUCGGCUGCGACAACACCGACUGCUCCAUUGAGUGGUUCCAUUUUGCAUGUGUGGGCCUGACAACCAAACCAAGAGGCAAAUGGUACUGUCCACGGUGCUCUCAGGACAGGAAGAGAAAAUAAAAAUCACCUGCUUUACCUGGAACAAAGAACAGGGACACUAAUUUGAUGAGAAGAAUAUUUCUUCAUUAGUUAGUAGGACUUUUUGUUUCUCAUCUCCCUUAACAUUUGGUGCUUCUUUUGUUUUUGUUUUUUGUUUUUUUUUUGGUUGACGUAUUUGCCUUAGUUUGAUGCAGCUUGUGUGAAGGAGCCAAGUGGUUACAAAUGUAUUUAAUCUUUGAUUAUCUUCUCUAGCAUUAAUUUUUUUGUUACUUUUGGUGCUUUUUGUGUUUUUUUUGUUUUUUACAAUUUGUUUUCUCAAGAACUAAAUAUAAUAAACACUACAACUGCUCCCAACGGUUAACAGUCAAAGUCUCCAUGAUGCUCUACUCUGUAUUCACACGCAC
This is a messenger RNA of Salarias fasciatus (jewelled blenny), 1159 nucleotides long. RefSeq names its product inhibitor of growth family, member 4 (gene ing4). Gene Ontology annotation, biological process: regulation of DNA-templated transcription; positive regulation of apoptotic process. The transcript has 8 exons. Gene Ontology annotation, cellular component: nucleus. Lineage: Eukaryota; Metazoa; Chordata; Actinopteri; Blenniiformes; Blenniidae. Bases 27 to 776 code for a protein of 249 amino acids. The record is from RefSeq and is a predicted model, not a curated record.